This is a messenger RNA of Anolis carolinensis (green anole), 1697 nucleotides long. It is a transcript of the gene ube2e3, whose product is annotated as ubiquitin conjugating enzyme E2 E3. NCBI's taxonomy places the organism in Eukaryota, Metazoa, Chordata, Lepidosauria, Squamata, Anolidae. Bases 442 to 1065 code for a protein of 207 amino acids. Gene Ontology annotation, cellular component: nucleus. Gene Ontology annotation, molecular function: ubiquitin conjugating enzyme activity. The record is from RefSeq and is a predicted model, not a curated record. The transcript is spliced from 6 exons. Gene Ontology annotation, biological process: protein K11-linked ubiquitination; protein K63-linked ubiquitination; protein K48-linked ubiquitination.
GCCGUCGCUUUCCCUCUCCCUCCUGCUUCUUCCCUUCCUGGGUUUGGAGCGUUCGAUUGCCCCCUCCCUCCCCUGCCCCUUCUUCACUGCCCCGCUCGGAGGAGAAAGAGAAAGGGGAGCGCUCCGCAGCGACACCGUCCGGCCAUCGCGUGUAUUGCACCUCCCCUUUUUUCUCUGUGUGUCUCCCACCCCCCUUCUCUCCCUCCAGCUCGGGCUCUCAAUGAGCCACACUGCCCGGCCACAGAGCCUCCUCCGCCGCCCGAUUGCCCCCCUCCCCAUCGGCUGCUGCUCCGGCUGCUGCUUCUUCUUCCUCCUCCAGCCCCCUUCCCAGCCCCCAAGGACACGCUCUCCCUUCCCUCCCCUCCCUCCCUCCCUCCCUUCCCCCCUCCCUCCCCUCCUCCGAGCGAACGUCGGGACAGGACGGCUGCCAAGCUUCUCAAAAUGUCCAGCGACAGACAAAGGUCCGAUGACGAAAGUCCCAGUACCAGCAGUGGGAGUUCGGACGCAGACCAGCGGGACCCGCCGGCUCCUGAACCGGAGGAGCAAGAAGAAAGGAAACCAUCGGCCACCCAGCAGAAGAAGAACACCAAACUCUCCAGCAAAACUACUGCUAAGCUAUCGACUAGUGCUAAAAGGAUUCAGAAGGAGCUAGCCGAAAUCACCUUGGAUCCACCGCCGAACUGCAGUGCUGGGCCUAAAGGUGAUAACAUUUAUGAAUGGAGAUCUACCAUCCUUGGCCCUCCAGGUUCUGUAUACGAAGGUGGCGUCUUUUUCCUGGAUAUCACAUUUUCAUCCGAUUAUCCAUUUAAACCACCAAAGGUUACUUUCCGCACUAGGAUCUAUCACUGCAACAUCAACAGUCAGGGAGUCAUCUGUCUGGAUAUUCUGAAAGACAACUGGAGCCCUGCUUUGACUAUUUCAAAGGUUUUGCUGUCUAUUUGUUCCCUCUUGACAGACUGCAAUCCUGCUGAUCCUCUGGUGGGAAGCAUAGCCACUCAGUACCUGACCAACAGAGCCGAACAUGACAGGAUAGCCAGACAGUGGACCAAGAGAUACGCAACAUAAGCGACACCAACGACCUUGUGCAGUGCGAAGGUGCGGCCAUGCAGCUUUGCGGUGUGCAACUAAUCUUUAUAGCCUUUACAAUACGGACUUCUGUGUAUAUGUUAUACUGAUUCUACUCUCUGCUUUUAUCCUUUUGAAGACUGGGAUACGGCUUUCCUUCCCUUCUCCCUCCCUCCACCCCUUUGCCCCUCGAGAUCUCCCCAUCCGCCCCAAAGGGUAAAACGCUAUCAAGAGUAGAACUUUGUAGCUGUAGAUUAGUUAUGUUUAAAAUGCCUACUUGCAAGUCUUGCUUCUUUGGGAUAUCAAAAUGUAUUUUGUGAUGUAACUAAGGAUACUGUUCCUGAAGUCAACCAAAUAUUAUAGUGCAUUUUAGCCUAAUUCAUUAUCUGUAUGAAGUUAUUAAAGGUAGCUGUAGAUGACUAGGAAUUACGUCAUUUGUAUUAAACCCAGAUCUAUUUCCGAUAUGUGGUACAUGCUGUUGUGAAAACUGUUUUAAACUUUUACCUUUGUCAGUUUGUAUUGAAAGGGAUUCCUUUUCUUCCCCACCCCUCCCCUCCCAUCGCCACCUACUUUGUAGCUCCAAGAGCAUCCAGUGUAUCAUCUCAAACACAAUAAAUAUGUUCCCCAAGGAA